CGGGGAGACUCCGGCCGCGAGCUGAGCCUCUGUUUUUGUUGGAGAAGGAGAUAGGGCAGUGCGGGAGCCAACACCGAGGCGUUCGCGUCGGGGACAAACCGUGAGCCAGACUGCUCCGGACUCGGUGACUUUUGCAACGGGAAGGCGCCAGUAUCCCCGGUGGCGCUGCGUGUUUAGGCCACAGUGAGACCCUGGGAGGAAGAAAUCUGGUUUGAACCACUGACCUGACUCAUGCUUAUUUGGAGUGAGGGAAGCAGCAGGAUGAGAAGGGCUGGACGACUGCCUGCAGCAGUACGUCCACAAGUUCGAGCGGGAGAAGAUCAACGGCGAGCAGCUGCUGCGGAUUGCCCACCAGGACCUGGAGGAGCUGGGCAUCACGCGGAUCGGGCACCAGGAACUCGUGCUGGAGGCUGUCGACCUGCUCUGCGCACUGAAUUAUGGCCUUGAAACCGACAAUAUGAAGAACUUGGUUCUGAAAUUGCGAGCCUCCUCCCACAACUUACAGAACUACAUCAGUAGCCGGCGGAAAAGCCCCGGGUAUGACGGGAACACGUCCCACAAGCCCCCCAAUGAGUUCCUGACUUCCGUGGUGGAGCUCAUAGGCGCUGCCAAGGCCUUGCUGUCGUGGCUAGACCGGGCCCCUUUCACAGGGAUCACGGAUUUCUCAGUCACGAAGAACAAAAUCAUUCAGCUUUGCUUGGACCUGACCACUACAGUCCAGAAGGACUGUCUUGUAGCAGAAAUGGAGGAUAAAGUUCUAACCAUAGUCAAGGUUCUAAAUGGCAUCUGCGACAAAACGAUCCGGUCCACCACAGACCCCGUCAUGAGCCAGUGCGCAUGCCUGGAGGAAGUGCACCUGCCCAGCGUGAAGCCUGGGGAGGGCCUGGGCAUGUACAUCAAAUCAACGUAUGACGGGUUGCACGUGAUCACUGGGACCACAGAGAACUCUCCUGCAGACAGGUCCCAGAAGAUCCACGCUGGCGAUGAGGUCAUCCAGGUCAACCGGCAAACCGUGGUGGGAUGGCAGCUGAAAAAUCUGGUGAGAAAACUGAGGGAGAACCCCACGGGAGUCGUGCUCCUGCUGAAGAAGCGCCCCACGGGGUCGUUCAACUUCACCCCCGCGCCUCUGAAGAACCUGCGGUGGAAGCCGCCUCUCGUGCAGACUUCGCCUCCACCCACCACGACCCAGUCCCCCGAAAGCACCAUGGAUACCUCGCUGAAGAAGGAAAAGCCAGCCAUCCUGGAUCUUUACAUUCCUCCCCCGCCAGCCGUGCCCUACUCCCCCCGGGACGAGAAUGGGAGCUUCGCUUUCGGAGGAGUCAGCAAGUGCAAACAGGCGGUGCCUGCUCCCAAGGGUUCCGAGUCCCCAAACUCCUUCCUGGACCAGGAGAGCAGGAGACGGAGAUUCACCAUAGCUGACUCGGACCAGUUGCCUGGGUAUUCGGUGGAAACCAACGUUCUGCCCACAAAAAUGAGACAGAAGACGCCAUCGUACGGCAAGCCCCGACCUCUGUCCAUGCCUGCGGACGGGAGCUGGAUGGGGAUCGUGGACCCUUUUGCCAGACCUCGAGGCCAUGGGAAGAAAGGUGAGGAGGCCCUGUGCCGCUACUUCAGUAAUGAACGGAUCCCUCCGAUCAUCGAGGAGAGUGCCUCGCCCGCCUACCGCUUCUCCAGGCCCACCAUGGAGAGGCAGCUGGUCCGAGCAGACUACAUCCGAGGCAGCCGGUGCUACCUCAGCUCAGAUCUCCACAGCAGCGCCACGAUGCCAUUCCAGGAGGAAGGGACCAAAAAGAAAUCCGGCUCCUCGGGGGCCAAGUCCUCGUCCACGGAGCCGUCCCUGCUGGUCAGCUGGUUUACGCGCCUGAAACUGUUGACUCACUGAGCCCUGCCCUCCCCGGACGCCCCACCGCCCCUGCUCCCAAGUGCCUUGCUCCCUCCGUGGACGACCUGUUCUGAUGCUCAUGCACAGUAUUAUGUAGACACCUUUUGCAAAUUCAUUUUAUUUCAUAUUUGGAAAAUUGUACGUCACCCUUCUUGGGAAUGUUGAAGGAAGUGGGUGGGAACAAAUCCAGAGGGUCUUAGGUGCUGGUCUGUGGAGGCAGAAGGAAGAGGUGGGUAGGGUGGGCUUUUCUUGCUUCCGCAGAAUCAGAACGUGGAGACACGCUCUCUCUACAAACCAGGCCUCUGCCAGCAAUGGUAGGGUCCCUAGGCAGAACUGGGGCACUGUCCGCUGUUGGGGGGGCGGGAGAAAAUUGGUGGCCGUUGUCGCACGGAUGUGUUGGUGUGUGGCCCAGCUUGCCCACCUGAAAAAGCCAGUGGAGAAAACAUUUCCCUGGUGAUUCCUCAAGCCACACACCACAUGUGUCAGCGUAGCAGCGGCUUUGACUUUGAAAUAACGCGUUUCGGAAGCGCCUGCCGCUCUUUCAGAGCAGAGGUGUAAGCGUAGACCUGUUACGCUUGGUUCACCCCUUUCCGUAACAGUCUCCGUGCAGGUCGAUCGGUGCAGAAACGCACUGAGACAGGCCUGAUCGCGCACACAGACGUGUGGGGUUCUGCGGGGUGGCAGUGUCACACGUUGUGUCUCUGAGGGAGAAGCAGCGACGGGAUUUGCUGACAGCCAAAGCAUCGUCCAGGAAAAUGAAGCCACGGGACUUAAGUUUGUGAAAGACACAUCAGUUUGCAUUUGGACCUGUUCGGUGUCUCUCUCUUCCAGAAAAGAACGGACGGUUCUUCAAUAUUACACAUUUUGCUAAUUAGAAACAUCUUGGAAAGUCUCACGGUCGCAGAUUUUCAAGUAGCAUCAGGUAUUUUUGGAAAAGUGUGUCUGGAUAUUAACUCCUGUUUAAACUGAAUGUAUGAUAUUUUGUUAGAAUGGAAAAGUACUAUCUUGUUAAUUUAAGUGUUUUAAAUAUAGUUGUAUAUUUUUCUUACUCUGA
This is a messenger RNA of Phyllostomus hastatus (greater spear-nosed bat), 2936 nucleotides long. It is a transcript of the gene CNKSR3, whose product is annotated as CNKSR family member 3. Gene Ontology annotation, biological process: regulation of signal transduction. Gene Ontology annotation, cellular component: cytoplasm; membrane. Gene Ontology annotation, molecular function: protein binding. The record is from RefSeq and is a predicted model, not a curated record. NCBI's taxonomy places the organism in Eukaryota, Metazoa, Chordata, Mammalia, Chiroptera, Phyllostomidae. The coding region runs from base 458 to 1882 and encodes 474 amino acids. The transcript has 13 exons.